UCGAUUCCUCGUCCACCUGUCAGCGGUUGCGACACGCGGCGCUGACCAGCCAACGUGGAAGGUGUCACAGACGAGUCGUUGGGGUUUCCCUCCUCACUGGUCCUUGUCCAACGCAUUCUCUAGCAGACCGACGCCAGUCCCCAGUUGGACUGGACUGGAAACCCAGUGCAAGCCUUGCGCCACAAAACAUGUCGUCCUCCGACGCAUGCCGUGAGUGCUGCCGGCGCGAACUAAUCGCCGACCACAGCUGGCGCGAGGAACUUUGGAGCAAAGCGCGCAAAUCACACACAUAUAUACUCCGGCACAAGGGCUUUCUAUUCAUCGGGGCACACAUGCUCCUGAACGCGAUCUCGGCAGCUGCAUUUAGCCGCAUCGUGAAUGCCGGCUCUGUUGCAAGGGUCUGUUGGGUGCUGUGACACAACUUGUGUGAUGUCCAUUCAUGCGGAGAAUAAUCCGUCCCUGGGCGCUCACGAGCCCUGACAGGGAAGCGUACUCGACCCUGGGCCACGAGUAAAUCAUCCCGUCAGCAUCUACUUUGUAACAACGCGAGUUCGAGAAAUUAGGAGUCUUCUUGGGCCGCCAGUGGUUUUCGUAGGACGUCUGGACGGGGGUACAGGGGUACAGCACCCAGAUGCGCCUCUUAAGAACUUUAGAUACGCGGUAGCAGUCGGCAUCGCCUCUGUGUGUGUCAACAUGCUUGUG
This is a messenger RNA of Thermothielavioides terrestris NRRL 8126, 702 nucleotides long. RefSeq lists its product as uncharacterized. The record is from RefSeq and is a predicted model, not a curated record. The coding region runs from base 189 to 416 and encodes 75 amino acids. Lineage: Eukaryota; Fungi; Ascomycota; Sordariomycetes; Sordariales; Chaetomiaceae. The transcript has a single exon.